UAAAUGUGCAUUUAUUUAUGCAGUUGUGAAAAUAAAUGUAGCCCUCUGAAUAGCAUAAGCUCCCUGACACUGAAAUCAUCUACUUGCUCAUCUGGCUGACGAGGUAUCAGACCGCGAGUAUCUGUAGGGGAUACGACGGCCCCGGGGAGUUAGGGGUAGGCUCCAUUUACGGCGACUCCCGUGUGUCUGUCCCGCCACGCUGGAAUCACCCUACUCAUGUUCUGAGACCUUUUUCCCCGCUCUGCCACCUUCACCAUCACAAGGCUGGUGUUUUCCUCUGGGCGCCGCGCGGCGGAACUCCCCGGCCUGUGUCUCUUCCUCUCGGUUUCUGCACAGCCGUGUGCGUGGUGGCGAGGCUGUGGCGCAGCGGCUGAGACCCGCAGGGCGCCCAGAGCACCGGGCAGGGUGCGGAACUGCACCGGAGGGAACAGGACGAAAGCGAGCGAGGGUCUCUCCCAUCCCGGGGUGGGCACAGCCGUGCGGUGGCCAAUGGAUCGGGGCAGCUGCGGGGACCGCCUCGGGAGCGGCACCGGGCCGGUCUCCGGGCAGUGCCCGCCCCGGGAGCCGUUCCCGGGCCGGUCUCCGGGCAGUGCCCGCCCCGGGAGCCGUUCCCGGGCCGGUCUCCGGGCAGUGCCCGCCCCGGGAGCCGUUCCCGGGCCGGUCUCCGGGCAGUGCCCGCCCCGGGAGCCGUUCUCGGGCCGGUCUCCGGGCAGUGCCCGCCCCGGGAGCGGGGCGCUGCGGGCAGGAGCGGGCGGCAGGAGCCGUGCCCCGCUCGCAGCAAAUCCAGCACCCGGAGCGGGGGCGGGGUGGGCCGCGCCAACCCCCCCACCGCGGUCCCCGCCGCUAAUGCCUUUUCUCUGCUGCUGCGUAGGAGUCCCUGCGAAUGUGAUUCACCUGCCGCUGCCUCCCGCAGGAAGGAGGCUAAUAAUCCCUGUGCGCGGCGCAGCGGCCCCGCGGCCGCAGGGGAGGCGGCGGGAGCGGUGGGCGUCGCGGUCGGAGCCGUGCCCGGGCCGUGCCCAGCAUGUCCGGUGAGUGCCCCCGGCUGCCCAGCAUGUCCGUAACAGAUCAAGCCUUUGUGACCCUUGCUACUGAUGAUGUGUACUGUCAAGGUGCUCUCGUUCUCGGACAAUCAUUGAGGAACCAUAGGACAUCCAGAAAAUUGGCAGUUCUAAUUACCCCAGAGGUUUCCAGUGGGAUGAGGUCAGUCCUCAGCAGUGUAUUUGAUGAAGUGAUCGAGGUGGACGUGCUGGACAGUGCUGACUCAGUCCAUUUGGCACUGAUGCAGAGGCCAGAACUGGGUGUAACCUUCACUAAGCUUUGUUGUUGGACUCUUACUCAGUACAGCAAAUGUGUCUUCAUGGAUGCAGACACUUUGGUACUUUGCAAUGUUGAUGAGCUGUUUGAUCGAGAAGAGUUUUCUGCAGCUCCUGAUUCUGGCUGGCCUGACUGCUUCAAUAGUGGUGUAUUUGUGUUCCAGCCCUCCUUGAAGACUUACAACCUGCUGCUCCAGUUUGCUGCUGAACACGGCAGCUUUGAUGGAGGUGAUCAAGGCCUCUUGAACAGCUUCUUCAGCAACUGGGCAACAGCAGAUAUUGGCAAACACUUGCCUUUCCUCUAUAACUUAAGCAGCAGCUCUGUAUACACCUAUAUUCCUGCUUUCAAUCAUUUUGGUAGAGAUGCCAAGGUUGUUCACUUCUUGGGAGCAACAAAGCCCUGGAACUACAAAUACAACCUUCAAACAAAGACAGUUAUGCAGGAUGGCACCACCUCUGGAUCUUCUCAUCAGCUGUCAUUUCUUGCCCUGUGGUGGAAUAUAUACAGUGGCAGUAUAUUGCCUUUGUUGGAAAAACUUCAAAAGAUGGAAGAAUCAGAAUCUGAGGAAUGCAAGCACACUUUCAAUGGAGUUGAAGUUACCCUGAAGAAGGCCAGUCCUUACGUGGACAGUUCUCCACAAAAGCCUGAGCUCCCAGAGCAGACAAGUGAAGUAAAUCCCACAGCAUGCUCACCCGAGGAACUUGCUUUCAAAGCUCAACCUGUACAUGAAGUCGAACCAAGAGAGUCUGGCGUCCAUCUCUCUGAGCCUGACAGACCUUCAGAACAACCUGUAUUUCAACCUGCAUUUCAGGAAACCUCAGAAAUGAAUGAGGUUGCACACUCUGUUUCAGAGCUGUCUAUUCACUUCAAACCAGCUAAACCAACUCCAGAAGAAGAACGGAGAAAAUGGGAGGAGGGGCGCAUGGACUAUAUGGGGAAAGAUGCUUUUGAACACAUCAAAAAGAAACUGGACGCAUUUUUACACUAGGACAGGGUGCACUGUUAUGGCCAUCACGAUAGAUUUCUUUAUAAAUGCAAUUCUUGAAUACUUGGCUGUCUUAAUCAGUUUAGUUGACAGCAAUUAGAGGUUAUUAUGGAUCCACUUACAUUCUUGGGGACCUUAACAGAUACAGAAUCCUGAUUUUUAACUGAUAAAUGUGCCUCAACUUUAUUGUUAUAUGUGUCUCAUGUUCACUGUUCUCACACAGUGCCUUCUAAAGAAUAAUGGAUGGUACCUUUC
Prinia subflava (tawny-flanked prinia) is the source of this 2554-nucleotide messenger RNA. It is a transcript of the gene GYG2, whose product is annotated as glycogenin 2. Gene Ontology annotation, cellular component: cytoplasm. The transcript has 9 exons. The coding region runs from base 1022 to 2302 and encodes 426 amino acids. Gene Ontology annotation, molecular function: glycosyltransferase activity. The record is from RefSeq and is a predicted model, not a curated record. NCBI's taxonomy places the organism in Eukaryota, Metazoa, Chordata, Aves, Passeriformes, Cisticolidae.